Rhinolophus ferrumequinum (greater horseshoe bat) is the source of this 4450-nucleotide messenger RNA. It is a transcript of the gene TMEM161B, whose product is annotated as transmembrane protein 161B. NCBI's taxonomy places the organism in Eukaryota, Metazoa, Chordata, Mammalia, Chiroptera, Rhinolophidae. The transcript is spliced from 11 exons. The coding region runs from base 714 to 1901 and encodes 395 amino acids. The record is from RefSeq and is a predicted model, not a curated record.
UACAGUUGCCAUCUUGAUAUUGUAACUUGAUGUCUCAUAGGUACUUAAACACUUAUGUUUAAAUUCUUGAUUUCUUCCUGCUCUAUCUACUCCAUCUCAGAAAAUGUACCCUCUUCCUCAAAUUGGAAAUGUAGGCGUCAUCCUUCAUUCCUUACUUUUUUUCACUCCCUACCUUUAGUCCGUCAGUAAGACGUGUUGAUUGAUUCGAUGUCAAAAUAUAUCUCCCUGUUAGUCUUGCAGUCCUCUAACUCACAGAGCAGCAAAAGAAGUCUUAAAAUGUAAAUCAAGUCCUUUCUCCUGCUUUGAGACCAUUUCUUUGGCAUAAAAUCUAAAGUCCAUACCAUGACCCAGGAAAUUUUGUAUGAUCUGUUCCCUUACUUCUCUAGCCUCCCUCAUGUGUUUCUCCUUGCACUGGUGCUCCUGCCUCACUGGCCUUUUGGUUACUGCAGUGUUCUGUGCUUUCUUUCACGCCUUUCUAUUUUUGGACAUGCUGUUCUCUGCGUAGAAUGCUCUUUCCCUCCACUCUCAUCCUAUAGGUUGCUGGUUUAAGAUGGUAUCAGCAUCCUACAGAAGAAGAAUUAAGAAUUCUUGCAGGGAAGCAGCAAAAAGGGAGAAGCAAAAAAGAUAGGAAAUACAAUGGUCACAUUGAAAGUAAGCCACUAACCAUUCCAAAGGAUAUUGACCUCCAUCUAGAAACAAAGUCAGUUACAGAAAUGGAUACUUUAGCAUUGCAUUACUUUCCAGAAUACCAAUGGCUAGUGGAUUUCACAGUGGCUGCCACAGUUGUAUAUCUAGUAACUGAAGUCUACUACAAUUUUAUGAAGCCCACACAGGAAAUGAAUAUCAGCUUAGUCUGGUGCCUGCUGGUUUUGUCUUUUGCAAUCAAAGUUCUAUUUUCAUUAACUACACACUAUUUUAAAGUAAAAGAUGGUGGUGAAAGAUCAGUCUGUGUUACCUUUGGAUUUUUUUUCUUCGUGAAAGCAAUGGCAGUCUUGAUUGUAACAGAAAACUAUCUGGAAUUUGGACUUGAAACAGGGUUUACAAAUUUUUCAGACAGUGCAAUGCAGUUUCUUGAAAAGCAAGGUUUAGAAUCUCAGGGUCCUGUUUCAAAACUUACUUUCAAAUUUUUCCUGGCUAUUUUCUGUUCACUCAUUGGGGCUUUUUUGACAUUUCCUGGAUUACGGCUGGCUCAAAUGCAUCUGGAUGCCCUGAAUUUGGCAACAGAAAAAAUUACACAAACAUUACUUCAUAUCAACUUCUUGGCACCUUUAUUUAUGGUUCUGCUCUGGGUAAAACCAAUCACCAAAGACUACAUUAUGAACCCACCAUUGGGUAAAGAAAGUGUCCCAUUAAUGACAGAAGCUACGUUCGAUACCCUGAGACUCUGGUUAAUAAUCCUGCUGUGUGCUUUGCGAUUGGCCAUGAUGCGUAGUCACCUGCAAGCUUACUUGAACUUAGCCCAGAAAUGUGUGCAUCAGAUGAAGAAAGAAGCAGGGCGAAUAAGUACGGUUGAGCUACAGAAAAUGGUGGCUCGAGUCUUUUAUUACCUUUGUGUCAUUGCGCUGCAGUAUGUUGCACCUCUGGUAAUGCUGCUUCACACAACUCUGCUUUUGAAAACACUAGGUAAUCAUUCCUGGGGCAUUUAUCCAGAAUCUAUUUCUACCUUGCCAGUGGAUACUAGUCUACCCUCCAAUUCUGUUUACCAUGAAUUACCCUCUGCUGAUGGGAAUAUGAAGGUAACUGUUACACAAAUAACAGUGGCACUGAGCAGCUUAAAAAACAUUUUCACUCCUCUGCUUUUUCGAGGACUUUUGUCUUUUCUGACCUGGUGGAUUGCUGCCUGUUUGUUUUCUACAAGCCUUUUUGGGCUUUUCUAUCACCAAUAUCUCACUGUGGCGUGACUCUCGGUUAACAAAAAUGAAUAUCCAAGUCACACUUUGGAUUCACAUAUUUGUGCCCUUGAAGGGCUGACAAAAACCAGAAGAAAGCAAGUACAAAGGAAAAAAAACCAUAUCAGGAUAUCUUGUUUGAAAUGCUUCCUCUGUAUUCUCAGGGUGAAUUAAUGGUAUAAUAUGGAAAAUUACAGAAUAGAUUGUUAAGUGCUAUACUGUGGCAUUGGAAUUUUAACUCCUUGUAUUAACUGAUGUGAGAGUUCUAUCCACAGGGUAAUAUUUCUGAUUACCUUGGUUUACAGAAACCUCCAGCAGUCUUUGAAAGUUUUCAUGUAACUCCAGUUAAUGACUGAUUGCUCUUAAUGGUAUUAAGGUACUUUUAAUAUUCAUGUGGCUGCCUAUAGAACAACCUUCAAACUGAGCCAUGUUUUAGAGGGGGAGAAGAACUAAAGUCGCUUCUGUUGGUAAUUAUUAGUCACAUUCUGCAAACAACAACAAAUCCAACAGAAAUGAAGAAAUAGCUACUGUAUAUUACAGUAAAGAAAGCUGCAUAGUAAUUUUAAAUUUAAUGGAGAUGUACAUGCUUGAUAUCUAUAAGUACUGCUGCUUGAAAGUAGCAAGAGUAUUGUUUUAAAAUGUGUUCUAUCCAACUUGAAGGAUCUUUCAAAAUGAUUGGCUAUAUGAACAUUUGCAGUCUUGCUGUUAGGUUUGGGCCUCCCAUGUUUUAUUUUAUGAUCCUAAAUAGUUCUUUUUAAUCUAAAAAUAUUUAUCAAUAUGGAUCAAACUUUUAGAAAGUUCCUUUGUAAUCCUGCUGACUACUUGUAUGUAUUGUAUCUAUUAUAUAUUAAAUAUAUAAUAUAUGGAGAUUAUAAAAGAUGAAAAUAUUGGAUCCUUAUAAUAUUUUAAGUUGCUGAAUGUAUGUUAAAACAUGAUUGAAUGAGAUGUAUUUGUAUCUAGAACUUUUCUUUCUUUUUGGAAUGAGAUUAAAACACAUUUUCAAAGUUCAUUAGAGCAAGCAAUUUAUUUGUGUUACCUGUGUGAGAGUAGUUAUAUUUUAUAAAUAGGUGAUUUCUCCCAAAUAAAAAUUCUUUUUCUGUUAUUUUCAAAAAUCAGAACCCUUCCCAGUCUAAACAUACCUACAGGUAUCAUUUAAAUCGUGGUAAUUAGGACUUGUUUUUCUGUAGUGUCUAGAAUUGGAAAUGUUGAAUUUUUAUUUUAUAGUCUAGAAAUAGAAUUUGAUUGAAAAAUUUAAACGAAAGUUUAAAAACUUGCAAAAUUGUUUUUCAUGCUUUUUACAUCUAAACCCAAAAUGAAGGGUUACAAUUUUAAAGGGAAUGGAUCUGAGAUAAACAUGUUUGUUUAUUUUUUAAACAAAUGGUAGAGUUGAUAAAUAUUCUUCCAUACAACUGUCUUUAGAGGAUAUAUUUUCUAUUUCAGUGCUGUUGUCACUACUGGAAAGCAAUUUUGAAACUUCUUUUGGAAUUACUUUCAAGACUCAUGGUUCACUUUCAUUUGAAUAAUCUCAAUGCAGCAAAUUCCUAUAUUUUAGUGUAGAUUAAAUAUUUUAAAAAUAGCUGCUAUUUUAAGUCUGAAUAAUAAGAUAAGUGUUUAAGUUGGUAAAACUGGUUGAAAUGAAUUGUGACUAUAGCCUAAUGAUACUUCAUGUGUAUUUCCAAAAGAAGCAUUCAUGCCAAAUAUAUCUGAAGAUAUAUCAGCAUCACUAAAAUAAGUAUCUUAUUACAAGAUAACAGCAAAGUAUGACAUUUUAUGUGAAAAUUCUCACGUGUUGAACUUGAAAAGAAUCUCACCUGAUAUAACCAUUCUUAUUUAAAAACUACAUUUUUAAAAUUAUAAUUAAAAUUAUUUUGAGUUUCAAGGAUUGUACAGUGGAUUUAUAUAGGGAAAAGAGGCAUAGCAUUAUUGGAUGGAAUAACAUAUUUCUAAAAUACUAUUGACUUAUACUUUUCAAACUUGAAUUCUCCCUCAGUAUAAUGAACUUACACAAGCUGCACAUUAAGUAAUGGGUUUGGUUUCUUAUUUUGUUUGUUUAAGCCUUUAGAAGCAAAUUUGAAGAGAAUGAUGGUUAUAAUUACUAACUGGUUUAUUUAUGCAUCUUGUCUUUGUACCAAGAUUUAUGUUCUUUAAGUGCAAAAGGGUUUGUACUUUAUGUAAACCAAAUAUUUUAAAAUUCAGAUAUAAUUGAUUUAUAACAUUGUAUUAGCUUUAGAUGUAUAACAAUGAUUUGAUACAUGUAUGUGUUGCAGAGUGAUUCCAAAUAAUAUUUAAUAGCCUAAAUUACAUCAGUAGAAUUAUUUUAUUUUUCAUAUUAGACUCUAGUCAACAUGUGCUUCAGAGGUCAGUUACUUUUAUUGUAUAUUUUUGUGAAAUUACCUGGGAAUUCUUAAAAUCUUAUUUUGUAUGAUUUGUGGAGUUUUAUUUGAUAAUUUAUUUGUUUCUUCUCCCCCGUGCUGCCCAUUGCGCUAUAAAAAUCAGAGCUCUAUUCUCCCUCCUCCCCCAAUUGGUUUGUUUGAAAUAAAAAGCCUAUAAUUUUAUCUUAA